Messenger RNA from Spinacia oleracea (spinach), 1045 nucleotides. Its product is annotated as LOB domain-containing protein 31. Gene Ontology annotation, cellular component: nucleus. Bases 101 to 859 code for a protein of 252 amino acids. Gene Ontology annotation, biological process: hormone-mediated signaling pathway; positive regulation of DNA-templated transcription. The transcript has 2 exons. The record is from RefSeq and is a predicted model, not a curated record. Lineage: Eukaryota; Viridiplantae; Streptophyta; Magnoliopsida; Caryophyllales; Amaranthaceae.
AUUUUAUCUUUAAAUACCAACUCACAUCCCACAUUAUUUCUCUUUCUCCCAAUCUCUCUCCUAAUUUCUUCACCCCUCAAACUUAAAGAGGGCAACACAAAUGAGCAACCACCAACAACAAAACAACAACAACCAAUGGCACGGCGGAGAUGGCGGUGGAGGAAGUAGUAAUAAUGGUGGGGGACUUGGGGGCCCAUGUGGAGCAUGCAAGUACCUAAGAAGGAAAUGUGUAAAAGGUUGUGUGUUUGCACCUUACUUUGACUCCGAGCAAGGCACCGCCCACUUUGCCGCCGUACACAAGGUGUUUGGUGCUAGUAAUGCUUCCAAGCUCCUCCUCCGCAUCCCCGCUCACCGCCGUCUCGACGCCGUUGUUACUCUUUGUUUUGAGGCUUUGUCUAGGGUUCGUGAUCCUGUCUAUGGCUGUGUUGCUCACAUAUUCACUCUCCAACAACAGGUACUGAAUAUGCAAGCAGAAUUAGCCUUUGUCCAAGCCAGACUUUCCACCUUACAACGCCUUCCGGCAACAUACCCUGCAGUAGACCAUCAGACUCCUACGACUCCUUGCUGUUUAGAUCAAAUAUCAGCAUCUUCUGGUAUCAAUACUAGCACUACUAACGCAGUUACUUCUUCUAUGCCUUUAUUCGACAACUUUGCAUUACAUUCGCAACCCACACUAUCGUCAUUAGCAGCAGCACCACCAGUAACCGCAGCAGAAUUAGCAAGUUAUUGUAACAUAAGUGAUUAUCAGCAGUUUCAACACCACGAUCUGAUUUUUGAAGACGGUGAUCUCCAAACAUUGACUCGUGAAUUUGUAUCCAAGUAUCUCCCCGGAGUCAAGUUCAAGUCCGAGCCUAACUAAUUUAUUGCUAAUAACACACUAUUGAUCAUGAAGAAUUAGCAAAUGAUCUUGAUAAAUUUUUUGGGUAUCAUAUUAUGCUAAUCUUUUGUAAUGGUAGUAGUUAAGUCUCCUGUAUCUUUGUUGUCACAAACUAAUCUAAAUGUUCUACCGGAAUGAAGUAUUAUAACCCCCCUUGUUAAUUGUUCA